AUGGCCGGCGCCACGCCGCGCGUCGACUGCCUGGCGGCCUUCCGCUGCCCAGCCGGGGGCCUGACAGCGGGCCGGCCGCGCGUGCUGAGCCUCGGCGCCGAGGUCUUCGUGUCCACCGGCAGCGAGCUCGUCUACGCCUACGACCGGGAGGCCCGGCGGCCGAGCGCGGUGUACGAGUUUCCCGCGCAGGUGUGGCACCUGGAGCUGCUGGCCCCGCGCCGGGCGCUGUGCGUCCUGUGCGCCCGGAGCGGCGUCUACUGCGUCCCGCUGCACCCUCGGAGCAGGUCUGCGAGCCAGGCUGCCGACUACAGUGAGGCUGAGGAGCUCCUGCCCAGCGUGGUUCCCGUGGGCCCAGACGCCUGUGUCCUCCCUGACCCCACACUGUGCGCCUUCACCCUGCUGGACGACAUGCUUGUCACCGUGGCGCAAGGCCCAGCCGCGUGGAAGAUGCAGCUGUUCGAGCAGCUCUGUCCAGGGCCGGAUCCCGGGCCAGGAGCCCAGAUUGGCGAGGUGGCGUUCCCCACGGGCGCCCCCCCAGCUGGGGGUCCUGGGGAGCCCCCGGCCACUCACUUGCUCCCGGUGCUCUGCUGUGUGUUCCCACCUGACUCGGGGGCCCCCCACAGCCACCUCCAGCGACCCAGAGAUGUCAUACUGACAGGGCCUCUCUUUGGUCUGCUGUUUGGGGCCGACGCCACCCUCCUGGAGUCACCUGUGGUCCUCUGUGGAUUCCCUGAUGGCCAGCUCUGCUGUGUGGUCCUCAAGGCCCUGGUCACCUCGAGGACAGCCCCAGGGGACCCAAGGGCUCUUGUCAGGAUCCUUCAUCACCUUGAGGAGCCCGUCAUCUUCAUUGGGGCCUUGAGGACGGAGCUGCAGGCCCAGGAGGCAGCAAGCCAGGAGCUGGGGGGCGAGGACUCACAUGCCGACUGCCUGCUAGCCCUGGGCAGCGAAGGCCGACUGCUGGCCAUCAAGGCCAGCCGGGACGAGGCAGGCAGCCUGACCCCAGAGCUGCAGGAGUUCCGCCUGCCGGGGCCCGUGCUGUGUGCUGCCUGCGGCAGGGAUGGCCGUGUCUUCCACAGCACGCCGUCGGACCUCUGUGUGGUGGACCUGGGCCAGGGGGUUCACCCUGCAGACCCUGCACAACCUGGCCUGCCCUCGCUGCCCUGUCCAUCCAGCCUGAGUGUCUGCAGCGUCGUUGCCCUCACCGUGCCAUCCGUGGCCCUUGCAGAGGACACCGAGCUCUUGGCCUUGUCCGCCAGGGGGCGCCUGAUAACCUGCAGCCUGUCCCUGGAACCUGCCACUGACUGGCCUGAGGGCAUGACCCCAGCCCAAGCUGGCCAGAGGAUUAAGGACCUCCUCUCGGGUAUCGGCAGUGUCUCUGAGAGAGUAUUCUCACUGAAGAAGGCGGUUGACCAGCGGAACCAGGCCCUGACGUGCCUCCACGAGGCCUUGGAUGUGAGCUGCGCCCUGCUUUCCCGCCAGGGCGGCCCCAAGCCCAUCGUGUGCACCACCACCACGGCCUGGGGCCGCCAGGGCGUGCGGGAGGAGCUGACGGCCACCUGCCGGCUGGAGAACCACGGCACGUGCAGCCUGGGCGCCGGCUGGGCCUGGUGCAUCCAGGUGCUCGCGAGUCCCCAUGCUUUCGAGUUGGAUGUGGCCGAUGCCACCACCACCUACACGGUCCCUGUGCAGCAGCUGGCCCCAGGCGCCCAGCGUGAGGUGACACUGUCCCUGAGCUCCGGGGAGGCCAGCGCGCCUGACCUGCCCGUGACCAUCUCCUGUGCCCUCUUCUACAGCCUCAGGGAGGUGGUGGGCAGUGCCCUCGCCCCCCCAGGCUCCGAGGAGGAUCCCCUCUGUGAGGCGUGCCCCCCGGACCUGCUGCCCGCUCGGGACAGCAUCUGCCUGCCCCUUGGCGUGCAUAUCGUGGACCUGCUUCAGUGCCUACGCUUCCCCAGUUUGGCCGAGCCCAGCACACAGGCCCCGGGUCAAGGGGCACCCCCCAGCGACCCUCUGGACACCUUCCUGGGAGCCAGCCACGAGCACGGCACUGAACCACUGGGCCCUGCCGCUCUCCGAGCCAAAUACCUGCCCCCGUCCGUGGCCUCCAUCCGGGUGUCGGCAGAGCUGCUGCGCACCUCCCUGGAGGACAUCCAUGCUGGUGUGCCCCUGUGCUGUGCCACUCUGCAGUGGCUGCUGGCCGAGAACGGCGCUGUGGACAUCGUGCAGGCCCGCGCCUUGUCGUCUGUGCAGGGGGUGGCCCCCGGCGGUGCUGACAUCCACCUCACUGUCCGAGAGGUGGCUGUGACAGACCUGUGCCCUGCAGGCCCCAUCCAGGCUGUGGAAAUCCAGGUGGAGAGCACCUCGCUGGCCGAUGUGUGCCGGGCACACCACGCAGUCGUUGGCCGGAUCCAGACGAUGGUGGUAGACCAGGCUGCCCGGGGCUCUAGCCCACCUGACCUCCGCCUACAGUUCCUGCGCCAGAUCCACGCCAACCACGAGGCGCUGCUGAGGGAGGUGCAAGCCCUGCGGGACCGGCUGUCCCUAGAGGACGAAGCCAGCGCCCGAGCCACCGCUGAGCGGCUCCUCCAGGUUUACAGGCAGCUUCGCAGCCCCAGCCUCGUCCUGCUGUGA
Messenger RNA from Elephantulus edwardii (Cape elephant shrew), 2628 nucleotides. RefSeq names its product chromosome unknown open reading frame, human C17orf70 (gene FAAP100). Bases 1 to 2628 code for a protein of 875 amino acids. The transcript is spliced from 9 exons. Gene Ontology annotation, biological process: interstrand cross-link repair. The record is from RefSeq and is a predicted model, not a curated record. Gene Ontology annotation, cellular component: nucleoplasm; Fanconi anaemia nuclear complex. NCBI's taxonomy places the organism in Eukaryota, Metazoa, Chordata, Mammalia, Macroscelidea, Macroscelididae.